GACAGUUGGCAGUACUGCUCAGCUUAGCCCAAAUUCUAAAUUCACUGCCACUGCCUUCAUUGCAGCAAACUUCAAGUGUCGAAUUUGACGUAAAUGAGACGCAGCCAACUUCUGUUUGUGUCACUGACAACUACAAUUUUUUGUGAUAUUGGCGCGUUAUUUUUUGGCAUUUUUCUGUUUCCCGCGGGCGUUUUGCACCUUUUAUAGGAGUGCGAUGGAUGAACGCAUAAUAGAAUUUGUAAGGGACAACCCAUGCAUCUACGACAAGAAGCACGGCGGCUAUAAAAACCAAUUGCAUAAAGACCGCUUGUGGCUUCAAUUUUCAAAGGAAGCAAACGUCCCAGUUGAUGUAUUGAAAAAAAAGUGGAAGUGCAUCCGCGACCGCUUCUAUCGGGUGCAUAAAAAGAAGAGCACCGAGGCUGCGUCUGGUAGUGGGCAGUUUUCGCCAGACACCAAGUUAUACAAAAACUACGACAGCCUAUUAUUCUUGCUGGAUGUAGAUUCAUCGAACACGAGCACAAUUGGAAAUUUCUUAACGGAGGAAGAAAUUCCUUUCGAUGACGAAGCAUCGAGUUCAUUUAUGAACAUAAGCGGAUUCAACUCCUCAUCGCCAGCUACUGCAGUGCCUCGGAAAAGUAAGAGCAAUGCUGUAGAAUGUGAGCUGCUUACCGCCAUGAAAAGUGUAAGAGCAUCCGUUGAGCGCAAGUCUGCUUUUCGAAUAUUUUUGGACAGCAUCGCCCUUACCGUUGAAGAAGCACAAUUGGAUGUUUCGCAGAUAUCGCAGUUACAAAUGGGUAUACUUCAACUUGUCCAAUGUGAAAUUAAUAUUUAAUUAUGCUCUUGGAUGAAAACGUGUGCAAGUUGUAUGUACGUAUUUUAAUUCUAUCGAACAUCUUUUGUAAAACAUUACUAAACCUGACUGAAAUAUGUACCUUACCAUUAAAUAUGUACCCUAAUAUGUAAUAUGUACCUUACUAUUAAAUAUGUACCCUAAUAUGUAAUAUGUACCUUACUAUUAUAUAUGUACCCUAAUAUGUAAUAUGUACCUUGGUAUACAUAUCGCUGAUUUACUAAAAGCCUGUCAAAAUUAAAGAAAAGAAUUUCUCAGGAAAGUGUUUAAAGGAAACAGAGAUUAUGACAGUCUUUUAGUAAAUAUCCUCAUGGCCAAAAUAAUAGAAGCGCGAAAUUUUUACAAUUUUUGGCCAUUUUUCUUUUGUUUGUUUAAUGUUUAUUAAUUUUUUAAAAUCUUAGAGAUUUCAUUAUUCUUUACAUUGGGUUGUAUGAAUAAAAACUAAGCAAUUGCUUUUUCUUAAA
Molecule: messenger RNA, 1314 nt
Organism: Rhagoletis zephyria (snowberry fruit fly)
Lineage: Eukaryota; Metazoa; Arthropoda; Insecta; Diptera; Tephritidae
Product: transcription factor Adf-1-like
Biological process (GO): regulation of transcription by RNA polymerase II
Cellular component (GO): transcription regulator complex; nucleus
Source: RefSeq, a predicted model, not a curated record